UGUUUUGUGCUCUAAUGGUGUGCGUGCUCACAAGCGUGCUGGCAGAUGUAAGAAACUGCAGCCAUCGUCCAAACGUACGAAUACGGGAGGCCUUUGGAAACAACUGGUGGCUGUACGUGUCGGCGAUGUUCAUGGAGUCAUCGACGCGCACACCCCGCAGCACAGCAGGACGCUUUGUUCUGGCCGUGUGGUGGUUGACAAUACUCGUGCUGAUGAACGCCUUCACGGGACACAUGAAGGCCACCCUGAUGCUGUUCCCGGAACCAGAGCGUAUUGACACCUUCAUGGAUCUGUCUCGUCGAAAAGACGUAACGCCCUUUCUCUGGAGAGGCGGUGCCUAUGAACAAGUCCUGAAGGUAUGA
This is a messenger RNA of Dermacentor andersoni, 362 nucleotides long. Lineage: Eukaryota; Metazoa; Arthropoda; Arachnida; Ixodida; Ixodidae. The record is from RefSeq and is a predicted model, not a curated record.